This is a messenger RNA of Chenopodium quinoa (quinoa), 3490 nucleotides long. Its product is annotated as putative calcium-transporting ATPase 13, plasma membrane-type. The transcript has a single exon. Gene Ontology annotation, cellular component: membrane; intracellular membrane-bounded organelle. Gene Ontology annotation, biological process: calcium ion transmembrane transport. The coding region runs from base 153 to 3242 and encodes 1029 amino acids. The record is from RefSeq and is a predicted model, not a curated record. Gene Ontology annotation, molecular function: ATP binding; P-type calcium transporter activity; ATP hydrolysis activity. Lineage: Eukaryota; Viridiplantae; Streptophyta; Magnoliopsida; Caryophyllales; Amaranthaceae.
AAGAGUAAAAAAAGGGAUGAAUAUUAGAGUGAAAUUUACAUGAAAUUACAUCCAUACUUCUAUAGGAGUCAAGAGUUUAGCAGUUACUCUAUAUAAUAUGUAGUAAAAUCUUUCUGAAUGCAUAGUUCUAAAGAUCAUACACUUUGACAGCCAUGGAGUUACACCAACGUAACACCACAAAAAAUGCUACUCACUCCGAUAAUAAUUCACCCUUUCCGGUCAAAACUUCGAGUCGAUGGAGUUUGCCGUGCAAAGCAGUUUACUUCAUUGUUACACUCUCCAAAAAAGCAAACAAAAACACACAUCUCUACAAAAGAGUACUUAUCCGUUCUCCGCCUUAUGUCGUGCUUGAUGUAGAAACUGAUUCUGUUUCUUCUAUCCAUGACAACGUACAAGGAUCGUCGUUGUUGUCGUUGUCUUCCUUCUCUAUUAACCAACAAACCCUCACUUCCAUCACAAGGGACAAGAACCUUGAAUCACUUUCGCAACUUGGCGGUGUAAAGCAUCUUGCUUCAACACUAGGAACCAACAAUGAAAUUGGUGUAGAUAGCACUAACACUCCUGAUAUUUUGCAUCGAAAGAGUGUUUUCGGGUCUAAUUGUUUCCGAAAACAGCCUAAUAAAACCUUCCUCAGUUUCGUAGUUGAAGCCUCGAAAGACACCACAAUCAUCAUUCUUUUGAUAUGUGCUUGCCUCUCCUUAGGAUUUGGCAUGAAGCAGCAUGGCCUAAAAGAGGGGUGGUAUGAUGGGGGAAGCAUCAUUAUAGCAAUAUUCCUCGUUGUUUCGGUUUCUGCCAUCAGUAACUUCAAGCAGAGCCGACAGUUUGAAAAGCUCUCUAACAUUGGCAGUGACAUACAGGUUGAAGUAUUGAGAGAUGGAUGCCGCCAACAUAUAUCCAUCUUUGAAGUUGUUGUGGGAGAUAUCGUGUAUUUGAACAUAGGAGAUCAGAUUCCGGCUGAUGGGUUAUUCUUGGAUGGUUAUUCCUUAAAGGUAAAUGAAUCAAGCAUGACCGGAGAAAGUGAUCAUGUCGAAGUGGAUGACAGGAAUAGCCCUUUUUUGUUCUCUGGCACAAAAGUGACAGAUGGUUAUGGGAGGAUGUUGGUUACUUCAGUAGGGAUGAACACUACAUGGGGUGAAAUGAUGAGUUCCAUAAGUCGAAAUUUGGAUGAAGAGACUCCAUUACAGAAACGGCUCAAUAAACUCACUGCAUAUAUUGGUAAGGUUGGGGUUCUUGUUGCAUCACUUGUUCUUAUUGUACUGUUGCUUCGGUAUUUCACAGGACACACUUUAGAUGAACAUGGAAAUAGAGAAUUUAAUGGAUCGAAAACAAGUACUAAUGAUGUAAUGAAUGCAGUCAUAGACAUUGUUUCUGCAGCGGUUACCAUUAUUGUUGUAGCCAUUCCUGAGGGUCUCCCCUUAGCUGUGACUUUAACUCUUGCUUAUUCGAUGAAGAAGAUGAUGGGAGAUAAUGCCAUGGUGAGGAAACUCUCUGCUUGCGAAACUAUGGGUUUGGCUACUACUAUAUGCACAGACAAAACCGGUACACUCACUCUUAACCAAAUGAGUGUCACUGAAUUUUGGCAGGGCAGAGAAGUGGUUCAGAAUCCCUUCUCUUUAUCAAAGAUUGUUCUCGAGUUGCUUUAUCAAGCAGUUGGCUUGAAUACAAGUGGAAGUGUCUGUCAAUUGCCUUUUGCAAUAGUUCCUGAGAUAUCUGGCAGUCCGACUGAGAAAGCAAUCCUAAAAUGGGCUAUAUGUGAUUUGGAGAUGCAGAUGGAAAAACUGAACAAUAAUUUUGAGGUUCUGAAAGUUGAGGCCUUCAACUCUGAGAAAAAGCGAAGUGGGGUUAUGGCUAGGAUGAUGAGCGACAUUAAAGUAGUGCAAGUGCAUUGGAAGGGAGCAGCAGAGAUGAUUUUAGAUAUGUGUUCGAGUUAUUAUGAUCAAGGAGGGAUGCUUGUGAGGUUGGAGGAAGAAGAUAAUAAAUAUUUCCGGGGAAUAAUUCAAUACAUGGCAGCACAAAGCCUAAGAUGCAUUGCUUUUGCUCACAAACAAGGAAACGAAGGCAAUGCCACACAGCAGCUUGAUGAGAGUGGCCUCACAUUGCUAGGUAUAGUUGGGUUGAAGGAUCCAUGUCGGCCUGGUGUCCGAGAAGCAGUGGCAUCAUGCAGGAAAGCAGGAGUUAGUGUGAAAAUGAUUACUGGGGACAACAUUUUCACUGCGAAAGCCAUUGCUGCAGAAUGCGGAAUCCUCAAACCUGAUGACCAAUCAUUACAUGAAGAAGCUGUCAUAGAAGGUAUUCAGUUCAGAAAUUACUCUUCUGAACAAAGAAUGGAUAAAAUUGACCACAUUCGAGUAAUGGCAAGAUCAUCCCCGUUUGAUAAGCUCCUCAUGGUCCAGUGCCUAAAAGAAAAAGGCCAUGUAGUGGCAGUGACAGGUGAUGGUACAAAUGAUGCCCCUGCUCUUAAAGAAGCCGAUAUUGGGUUAUCAAUGGGUAUCGAAGGGACUGAAGUCGCAAAGGAGAGCUCCGAUAUAGUCAUCCUAGAUGACAACUUUGCUUCAGUUGUCACCGUCUUAAGGUGGGGUAGAUGUGUUUACAACAACAUCCAGAAAUUCAUUCAGUUUCAACUCACAGUAAAUGUGGCCGCGCUUGUAAUCAACUUUGUUGCUGCAGUUUCUUCAGGAAAUGUUCCUUUGACAGCAGUCCAACUGCUGUGGGUGAACUUGAUCAUGGAUACCUUGGGAGCAUUAGCUUUGGCAACUGAAGAACCAACAAAUGAUCUCAUGGAAAAAACUACUGUACCUGUAGGAAGAACUGAGCCACUCAUAACCAAAGUCAUGUGGCGAAACCUCAUUGCACAAGCCUUUUAUCAGAUGACCAUCUUGCUGAUCCUACAGUUUAAGGGUCAGUCAAUCUUCGGAGUACAGGAGAAGGCGAAGGACACCCUCAUCUUCAACUGUUUCGUGCUAUGUCAAGUAUUUAACGAGUUUAAUGCAAGAAAGCUGGAGAAAAAGAACAUAUUUAAAGGUAUUCUUAAAAACAGGUUGUUUCUAGGGAUAGUUCUGAUUACUGUUCUUCUUCAAGUGGCAAUGGUAGAAUUUCUCAAGAAAUUUGCAGGUACUGAAAGGUUGAAUUGGGUUCAAUGGUGCGUAUGCAUAGCACUUGCUGCGAUCAGCUGGCCCAUCGGCUGGCUCGUAAAAUGUAUUCCGGUUUCCGACCAGCAUAGCAAUCUCUCGGCCCGCAGUUAAAAUUCCUGCCAUUGACCAUAAAACAAACAUCAGUGUCAAUCUGACUCAUGAUAAAAGAAAAAGUUUUUGCUGAUACUAAUCUGAGUCAUUGCAUAUACUUUUUAGUCAGUGGAUCUAGAAUAGUACAAAUUAAGACUUUAUGGAAUAGUUUGUCAAUAAUGAAAUGCUUUUAUUAAACUCCAACUUCAUGGCAAAUCUACAUCAAUAAUACAAUAUGCAAUUAACUAUUAUCAAUCCAGACAACAAAG